Molecule: messenger RNA, 2277 nt
Organism: Leptosomus discolor (cuckoo roller)
Lineage: Eukaryota; Metazoa; Chordata; Aves; Leptosomiformes; Leptosomidae
Source: RefSeq, a predicted model, not a curated record
AUGUUGCGUGACUGCUGCCUCUGGCUGCCGGCAGUGACCUGGGUGCUGCUGCUGGUGACGACAGCCUUUGCCAUGGAGUGCCCCAAGAUCAAGGUGGGGACAUGCAAGGACUGCAUCCAGUCUGGUCCUGGCUGCGCCUGGUGCAAGAUGCCGGUAGGUCCCUGUAGCAGUCAGCUAACAGGCAGCGGNNNNCCAGACUCCAUCCGCUGUGACACCAUUGAGCAGCUGCAGCAGAGGGGAUGCCCGAGCAACAAGAUUGAGUUUCCAGUCAAUAAUAUUACCAGAACACAGAACAGUCCCUUAAGCAACGACAUACAGCUGACUCCCCAGGAGGUGCACCUGAAACUGAGGAUAGGGCAGCCUGCUGUAUUCGAGGUGAAGUUUCGCCGUGCCAUGGGGUACCCCAUUGAUCUCUACUACCUCAUGGACCUCUCCUACUCCAUGCUGGAUGACUUGGAAAAGGUGAAGAAGCUCGGAGGGGAGCUGCUCAGGGCGCUGGAAAGCACCACCCCUUCUCGCCGCAUAGGUUUUGGCUCCUUCGUGGACAAGACAGUGCUGCCCUUCGUGAAUACGCACCCUGAGAAGCUGCAGAACCCCUGCCCCAACAAGGACAAGAAAUGCCAGCCUCCCUUUGCCUUCAAGCACAUCCUCUCACUGACUGACAACGCUGAGAAGUUUGAGAGUGAAGUGGGGAAGCAGUUCAUCUCUGGGAACCUGGAUGCCCCGGAAGGGGGGCUGGAUGCCAUGAUGCAGGCAGCAGUGUGUGGGGACUUGAUCGGCUGGCGCAACGUGACUCGCUUGCUCGUGUAUGCUACUGAUGACGGCUUCCACUUCGCUGGCGACGGCAAGCUUGGGGCCAUCCUGAUCCCCAACGAUGGGCAGUGCCACUUGGAGGACAACAUGUACAAAAAGAGUAAUGAGUUUGACUACCCAUCUGUUGGCCAGCUGGUCCAGAAACUUGCCGAAAACAACAUUCAGCCCAUUUUUGCUGUCACCAGUAAGAUGGUGGAUGUUUACAAGAAACUCAGUGAGAUGAUCCCGAAGUCGGCAGUGGGAGAGCUGAACGAGGACUCCAGUAACAUCAUUGAACUCAUCCAGGAGGCCUACAAUAACCUUUCUUCGCGGAUCAUCCUGGACCACUCCACCCUGCCAGAUGUCCUGGAUGUGAAAUAUGACUCCAUGUGCGGUAAGAACAAGGGGAUCAAACGCGAGGAUGAAACACGAGGGCAGUGUGACAAUGUCAAGAUCAACGACGAGGUCACCUUCAAAGUGAAGGUCACGGCCAAGGAGUGCAUCAAAAGCCAGUCCUUCACCAUCCGGCCGCUGGGCUUCACAGACACCCUCACCAUCCACCUGGACAGCAACUGCGACUGCAACUGCGACGAGCAGCCUGACUCAACUGCCUGCAGUGGGAAAGGCACCAUCGUCUGUGGGAUCUGCAGCUGCAAUUCAGGCUACACGGGCAAGAACUGUGAGUGUGAAACCAAAGGCAAGACCAGCAAGGAGCUGGAGGGCAGCUGCCGGAAGGACAACAGCUCGGUCAUUUGCUCGGGGCUGGGGGACUGCGUGUGUGGGCAGUGCAUCUGCCACACCAGUGACGUGCCUGACAAGCAGAUCUAUGGCACCUUCUGUGAGUGCGACAACAUGAACUGCGAGUUUCACAAUGGCUUCCCCUGCGGCGGCAAAGAUCGCGGGACCUGUGACUGCGGGGAGUGCAGGUGCACACCCGACUACCAGGGCAGUGCCUGCCAGUGCAGGAAGUCGACAUGCCAGGAGGGAUACCAGCCCCCCUUCUGCCAGGAGUGCCCCGGCUGCCCCUCGCCCUGCGGCAGAUACAUCUCCUGUGUGGAGUGCAAGGCCUUCCAGAGCGGCCCCUUUGAGAAGAACUGCUCCCAGGCCUGCCAGAACAUCCAGGUGGUUGCGGAGACAACAGCAGUGAGCAAGCAGUGCAGGGAGAAGGACUCUGCCAACUGCUGGAUCUCCUUCCGCAUGGUCCAGGAGGACGGCGAUGAGAUAUACACCGUCACUGUCGAUCCUACAAAAGAGUGCCCGGAACCUCCCAACAUCGCGCUGAUUGUGGGCAGCACUGUUGCUGGCGUGGCCCUCAUUGGCCUGGUGCUCCUGCUCAUCUGGCGGCUUUUGACGGAGCUGUUUGACCGCCGGGAAUACCACCGGUUUGAGAAAGAGAAGUCCAAGGCCAAGUGGAACGACGCUGAUAACCCCCUCUUCAAGAGUGCCACCACCACAGUUGUGAACCCCAGGUUCAAUGGGCAAUAA